Tarenaya hassleriana is the source of this 637-nucleotide messenger RNA. RefSeq lists its product as uncharacterized. Lineage: Eukaryota; Viridiplantae; Streptophyta; Magnoliopsida; Brassicales; Cleomaceae. The record is from RefSeq and is a predicted model, not a curated record. The annotation marks the transcript as partial. The transcript has 7 exons.
UUGUUCUUCCUGCUUUUUCCGACGCCGGAGACCGACGCCGGAGGGAUUCGAUCAUCGUUUCUCCGAGUUCUCCGGAGUAGACGGUCGGCCGAAGUUCCAUUGGAGGUAACACAUUCGAAGCCUGUCAAAAAUCCUUUGUAUCAGGAUGUUAUUCCAUCGACAGAGACAAUAGAGUCUUCUCCAAGAGCAAAUAUAACUAACUUGAAGGAGCUUCUUAAGGAAGAACAUUUACAUUUAAGAACUGAGGCUUCAGAGCAAGGCAUAUUGCCAUUGCUUAUCUUAAGUCUGAAGGAGACCACUGCAGAAAGAAGGCCUUCUGUUGUAUUCAUGCACGGCACAAACGCAAACAAAGAAUGGCUGCGCCCAUGGCUGGAAGCUUAUGCUUCUCGGGGAUACAUAGCAAUCGGUCUGGACUCCCGCUAUCACGGGGAGCGUGCUAGGAACAAGACGGCUUAUAGCGAUGCUCUCAUAUCAUCGUGGAAAAACGGCGAUACAAUGCCCUUUAUCUUCGAUACGGUAUGGGAUUUGAUCAAACUAGCUGACUAUCUAACCCAGAGGGAAGAUAUAGAUACUAAAAGGAUAGGAAUCACCGGUAUAUCUUUAGGAGGUUAGUCACAGAAUGCAACCACAAAAAAAA